AUGUUCAUAAAAAGACCGACUGCCGAGGAAUCGGACGACGAUCUCCAGCGUAUGCAAGAAGAAUGGGAGAGCGCCAAAAAAGUCCAUUUGUUUUUGACUUUGCAAUAACAUUUCAAUGUUCAGCCAAACGUUCAAGUACAUCGGAUGAAGAAAAAGGAGAAAGGUUCCGUCAGAAAAGGACGUUAGUUUUUCUAAUUGGAAUGUGUUGUCCAUAAAAAAAUCUCAUUUGCUCCAGCGGGAGUUGCAAGCAAUGGGGCAGCUCGUUUCACGAUUGACCUGGACAAAAUCGCCGAGGAAUCUGUGGCUCAGAUCAUGUUUCCUGUCCAGGUCCAGUUCAUUUUCCUCAGAGACCCAUUCUGAAAUUGGGGUUUCAGGAAAGAAACGGCGAAUGGUUGGAAGGUGGGAAACACGACGACAUCUUGAGGGAAGGCCUGUCUAAGUCUUCUUACUCGAAAGACGAUGGCUUCCCCGAACCUCUCGAUCUCUCACACUAUUAUGGGUUACUUUCACGCUUCGUUUCUUUCAUUUUCAAUUCAAUUUGCAGUAAAGACGUCGAAUCCAGUCGAAAAGCAACUCCAGGAAAAAGUUUUUUCGCUGCAGAAUUUGACCGUAUUCAUGGGAGAAUUGGUAUGUCCCUAGAGUAUUUUUUCCAACAGUGCAGAGUUUUAUUCUCAGAAGAGAAUUUGGACGAGGCAGUAGAUGAUCAAACGGCUGACCAAUCGACUUCAGAUGAUUUUUCUGGUGACAAUGAUAAGUCCGUAGAAGUUUCUUUCUUUCAUUCCAGUCUCGCCUGUAUUCAGAUACAUUGCAAGUCUGGACUUUGAGAAAGUUAACGACCUGAAGCGAGAGAUUCAAGAGAGAUUGGGCAAGUUUUCCUCCGAAAAUGUUCAAAUCUUGAACCACAUUUACAGAUCCCAAGUUAGUUGAGUUUUUGAAGUCUAGGCGUAAAACAAACACGAAAACUAACGAAAAACCGAAAGGUAUUAAUUUUUUCAUUCUUUUUAGAAAUUAGACCUAUUUCUAGUUUCAAAAUUCAAAACUCGUAGAGAAGCUGAGAAAAACUCGAAAGCUGAACCUGGCGGUUUCGCUUCUACUUCCGGAGGUACUUCGAGCGAUUUAUGAAUCGACAGUUUGAACUUCAGAAAGAUCUGCGGCUUUUGUUGAAAAGAUCAAAACCCCAGUGGAAGUAACAGAGAUGUUGAACGAACUCGAAGUUCUAGAAGAGUAUGGAAACAGGGAGGAUCGAGAGAAGUACAACAGACUUGCUACCGUGGGCCAUUUUUUUCUUAUUUCGGCUUUAUUUCGUGAAAUACUACAUGUUUUCCAAAAGGCUAUUCAAUGUUAAGGACGCUGUUCAACUGGACAUCGCCGCCAAGUUCGGCAAAAACGUCGCUUCGCGACAAGAAAAGAACGCGAUUCGUCUUUUCGACAGCUGUAAAUUCCGGCCCGAUGGGUAUCCUCAACAGUUUUCUCACUAUAUAUCAGUUAUUCCCAGAUGCGAUGGGAAGGAUGAGUUACUGGAAACGGCAAGGCAGUCUAUCGAAGACAUCAAAUCGCUCUACUUGCAAGAAGUGUAAUGUUUCAGAAUCACUUUCUGUCUCAUAAUCAUUUUUGAAGGCUGGUUGACGGGGUGAAAAGGAUCGAGUUCGCCAAGGGAGUCAGUCCGAUCCUCGACGGCUGCUGGACCUUGGUUCCCGUAAGAUCCGUCGUCGACGCCGUCGAUAAACGAGCCGGGUACGCCUUCCUUCGAAGGUCCUUUCACUGGUGACCUCAGAAAAGUUCUGCCUGAUGACGUCGAAAUCGUGCGCUUGGCACUUUUCUGGACUCUGCUGCUCUUCGAGGAACGCAAGUCUGCUUUUCUCGCCUUUGCCGACCCCAGCGAGUUUUUGGUUAGAAUCGCCGAGGUCUUUUUGAUAGGUCUGUCCGAUGUCAGGUCGUUUCUCAUCCAAGUUCCAGGCUCUGAGAUGCUGGAUGACGGCCGGACGAUGUCCUGUGUGGAGAGACUUCUGGACAACUUCGUCCUCAAGGUAACCUUACUCCGAUUUCCUUCUGAUGUCCCGUUCAGGCCGCCAAAGAGGGUCGCAUUUCGUUGAGGAUGAAUGCCAAGGUGGCCGGUCUCGACGCCUUCAUGCCGUUGUUUGUGUCUUUCUCCUUUUCGUGAUCUAAAUCAACUUUCAGCUAUGAAGACUUGCUCAAAAAGUAUGAACAGUAUUCCUUGGGAGAUGCUCAGUUCACUAAAGUUAUCCUUAUUUGUGCCUAUCUGAACGGCUCUCUGAGUGAUAGGCCAGUUUUUCCAGCUGCGGACUUCCUUGACUUCGCGGUUUCAGUAUAGAACUCCGGUAUGGUAUCUGGUCACCGCGUCGGAGCGUCAUUCGCCAGGUUACUGUAGACACUGCGGCAAUGGUUUUUUCGCUGUCUCGCAAGAAAUGAGCUUCUGACUUUAGAAAACGGUCUACGAGAUCAUCAAGACGCGGAGCGUUGAGGCGGAGAGAGAAAUCGACGAGCAGCACUACGUACAGUACACGGCGCUUCUCAGUGCUUAUGCCGCCGCUAUCCGAGAUCAGAUUGUCCGUUUCUUGUUUCGAAGGCUAUUCAAAACUGCUUUCCAGGUUACUAGAGACCGAAACGGACUCAUGUUCGAAAUUGCGGCCUUUGAAUUGGGCAACUACGUUUCGCGACAUUCUCGGCUACCAGAGGCUGGUCAGGUUUCUUAUAAUUAUUGUUUCCCUCCUAUUUUUUUUUCGAAUUUAGGAGCCAGAGAAACGGAAACAUAUUGAUAUUUUCAUUGAAGUCGUUCGGAAGACUCUCCAGGGAAAACUGAACAUUUGA
This is a messenger RNA of Caenorhabditis auriculariae, 2829 nucleotides long. Lineage: Eukaryota; Metazoa; Nematoda; Chromadorea; Rhabditida; Rhabditidae. The record is from the annotation of a GenBank genome assembly.